AUAUGUAUAACAGACAGCUAGAGGGAUUGAACUGAUCAUGACGUUCACAAUACUGGUGUUGUUUGUUAACGUGUUUGUGUUUGCAAACCAAGUUGAAGCGAAGAAGGAACUACUGUCCGGUUUAGAGAGCUCCGACCUUCGUGAAAUACUUGAAGAUAUUUUCAAUCGUCUAGAUGAAAAAGACAGGGAACUAGUGGAAUAUGGAAGAGUGAAUGCACUGCAGCAGCAACGGAUACAGGAACUUGAGAAUCAACUGAACUCAAUAAACAAAGACUGUGACCUGAAACCUGCGACGAAACAAGUGCUAAAACCGCCCAUGAAACAGUUAAAACCUGACGGUGUCGAGCGUAAAUCACGUCAAAACGAACUCGAACAUCCGGUAGCAUUCUAUGCGACUCUAACAAACCACACGUUCCAUAUAGGCACCGGACAACCAAUUAUAUUCGAUCGCGUCGUGACAAACGUUGGACAGGCGUACAAUCACGUUCUAGGUGCGUUCAUCGCUCCUGUGUCAGGUGUUUACGUCUUCUCAGUGACGCUGUUUGCUAUGCCGGGCCACACAACAGCAUACAACGUGAUGAAGAACGACGUGUUUAUCAGCCGAAUGUACCUGAAGGCGCCUAGUGGUAACUACGAGACGGCCGCACAGACGUUUAUCCUGCAAUUGGACAAGGGAGAUGAUGUAAACGUCCAGAACGUGAGCCCAGAUGAGGCGAUACAUGGAUAUAACUACUCCACAUUUUCCGGCUUUCUACUUCAGCAAACCUUCGGUAACCCAGCUGCAGUUAUCGGUUAAUGAAUGAUUCUGCCGUUGUUAUGUAACAUUACAAUUAAAUGUAGCCGACAUUACAA
This is a messenger RNA of Mya arenaria, 852 nucleotides long. Its product is annotated as heavy metal-binding protein HIP-like. The record is from RefSeq and is a predicted model, not a curated record. The transcript has a single exon. Gene Ontology annotation, molecular function: protein binding. The coding region runs from base 38 to 796 and encodes 252 amino acids. NCBI's taxonomy places the organism in Eukaryota, Metazoa, Mollusca, Bivalvia, Myida, Myidae.